UCAACAAAAAAGACACUACUCUGAUCAAAACGUCGCAAUUCUCUCCUAAAGCCUCCGAUGACGGAAUGCAUAUUACAUACAACAGAUGGAAGCCAAUAAUUGCUAGGUCUAAUCAUCGAAAAUUCGAACCUCCAAUACCUGUUGACAGUUAUAGGGCCCCAAACCAGAAGCAAAGCAUAUACGUGGUUCAUACGCCGAAACCACGAGUUGGGGAAACAGAUUCUUAUCACGAUGUACCCCAAGAUUCUUAUCAGGAGCUAAAAGAGCUUUCUAAGCCGUCCCACCAGCCACUUUACAACCCGAUAAUUGAAUCACCCAAGCCUCAACCACUUUACAACCCAAAUAUUGAAGAACCCAAGCAUCAACCACUUUACAACCCGAAAAUUGAGCCACCCAAGCACCAACCACUUUACAACCCGAAUAUUGAAGAGCCCAAGCACCAACCACUUUACAACCCGAAAAUUGAAAAACCCAAGCAUCAACCACUUUACAACCCGAAAAUUGAAUCACCCAAGCACCAACCACUUUACAACCCGGAAAUUGAAUCACCCAAGCACCAACCACUUUACAACCCGAAAAUUGAAUCACCCAAGCAGCUACCAUUUUACAACCCGGAAAUUGAAUCUCCCAAGCACCAACCACUUUACAACCCGAAAAUUGAAUCACCCAAGCAGCUACCAUUUUACAACCCGGAAAUUGAAUCACCCAAGCAGCAACCACUUUACAACCCGAAAAUUGAAUCACCCAAGCACCUACCACUUUACACCCCGAAUAUUGAAGAACCCAAACAUCAACAACUUUACAACCCGAAAAUUGAAUCACAAAAUGUACAAUCACUGUACAACCCAAAAAUUGAAUCCUUCUCGCAAGAACAACUUCUCAAUCCCGAAAAUAAAAAACUUAGACAUCAACCACUUCAAAGCCUCAAAAUGGAGCACCACGAGCCUCAACCGCUUUACAACUCCAAGCCAUCAGAAAACAUCUUCAAGUCGCUUGACCACCUAAGUAACAAUCAUCCCAUUGAUCAGGUUUCCUAUGAUCAACCCAGCUACAAGCCUCCUCACAAUCAAAAGUUGAAACAGCCCACCAAUCAGUUUUUGUACAGUCCCGCUUUUGAUCAGCCCAGUUACAGGCCUCCUCAUAACCAAAAGGUGGAACAGCCCAGCCAUCGGCCUUUUUACAGUCCAGCAAUUGAUCAACCCAGCUACAAGCCUCCUCAUAUUCAAAAGCUGGAGCAGCCCAGCCAUCAAACUUUGUACAGUCAACCAAUUGAUCAGCCCAGCUACAAGCCUCCAAAUAAUCAAAAGUUAGAACAGCCCAGCCAUCAACCGUUGUACAGCCCAGCUAUUGAUCAGCUCAGCUACAAGCCCCCAAAUAACCAAAAAUUCGAACAGGCCAGCCAUCAACCGUUGUACAGCCCAGCGAUUGAUCAGCCCAGCUACAAGCCUCCGCAUAACCAAAAGUUAGAACAGCCCAGCCAUCAACCUUCGUAUAGUCCAGCGAUUGAUCAGUCCAGCUACAAGCCCCCACACAGCAAAAAAUUUGAACAGUCCAGCCAUCAGGCUCCCAUUAAGCCAAAAAUUGAACAGUUCAAUCAUCAACCAAUGCAUAGUUAUAAUAUCGAACAGUUCAGCAACAGGCAUCAAUAUAACACACGAAAAGAAACGCUUAAUUCUCAACCUGCCUCUUACUCCAGGCAGGAAAGCCUCGUGCAUCAUCUUCCCUACAACCCAACAGUAGGACCGCCGAGCCUUCAGCCACUCCAAGUGCCCACUCCAACAGAGUUCAUUCAUUUGCCUGAGAUUUAUAGCCCAAAAAAAGAACUGCCCAAAACGCAGUCUCUGCCAAAUUAUCAGUCCUCGUUGAUACACUCUGCUCCCUGUCAUAGAGCGAACGGUGGGCAUUUGCAGCUUGCCGCCCCACAGUCCGAAAAAAAAUACGAUUGCCUCGAUGGUUCAAACUUUCCACUGUUAACCGAGCCCACAAACACAAACAUUCAAAGUGCUGUAAAUAACUACAAUAAUUACGACACAAGCUCAUUUUCACAGGAUUCUGACCGUAUAUAUGUGGACCAGCUCCUCCUGUACAACUAUGAAAAUCUUUCAAUGGAUAGGUUUAGUACAGAGAAGUUUAUUACUGCUCCACCUCAAUACGGAAGUCGUCACCAGAACAGUGAAAUGCCCGAGUUUGAAAGUCCAACAUAUCCUGAGCCAACUAGUCAAUUGAAACCAAACCUGAUGUCUUCCAGCGAAAUGUCGCAGCAGACAUACGGAAAGCCCACCGCCAAAAAUUUGCAUGCAACGAGAUCAAUGAAUCAUCUUGAUUACAAGUCAAUUGCAAACUCUUAUGGAUACUCUUUUAUUGAUCUUUCUAGCAAAGGAGACCAAAAGGUAGCAUUAGUCUAUUUUAACGAUCGCCAGCACUCCGGAGAAUCUUCCAAAAAAAUGAGCGGAGAGAGUCCCAUACGGAACGCGAUCUUGGAGCAAAGCAGCCGAAAAGAUCAAAAUAAAUUACUAACCGGUCAUUUUAACCCUUCAUUUGACUUACCACCUGAUGAUAAAAUUUUGAACUCUGGAUCAUUGAUGAGAAAUCAGGGCUACGGACGAAUAAUUGACACAGGACCCGAGAAGGCUUAUUUAAAUGUUCAGGACACUGAGGAGCGUAGCUUGGGCAGUAAAGGAAGCAGAUAUGUUCAAAACAAAGGAAUUGAUAUUUCUCACAAUCAACUCGCGUCAAAAUACGGUGUUUACAUCACAUUAUUGAAGCCUGCUAUCAACCGUGAAAUAUACCUCUAAAAAUUUCAUUAUUAGUUGGCUGAACUCGUGUCAAUAGAUAGCAUUUUAGUUAAUUCAUGCUUUCAAAUCUUCAAUGACCGCGAAGUGUUUUAGAGUAUACUGUCCGUAUGUUUUAAUAUUAAUACAUGUUUUUUAGUUGUUAAGCAUAAGGUAAUGGAGUUGUUCGGUGUUGAUUGAAAUUAUUCAACUAGGAAACGAGUUAUGUUUUCCGUGUUAAAAUUAAUUGUUGAACAGCAUUGCAUAUGUCGACCGCGAUGAGAAAACUGUCUUGCUCUUAUCUACAACCGAUUUUCUUUGCCAAAAAAAUAUAAGCGAGCAUUUGUGAAUUACAAAAUACUGCUCAAUGUUUGUCUUUGGUAAUUGUUUUAAUUUUGAAGAUACUUCUCACCAUCGCAUUACACUGUCAUGGAUUGCCAAGAUGCGACUUUAUUCAGCUAGAAAUCGAAAUCGCAUAUGCGAAUUGUUACCCAAUAUAAUCAAUCCUAU
This is a messenger RNA of Hyalella azteca, 3281 nucleotides long. Its product is annotated as proline-rich extensin-like protein EPR1. The record is from RefSeq and is a predicted model, not a curated record. NCBI's taxonomy places the organism in Eukaryota, Metazoa, Arthropoda, Malacostraca, Amphipoda, Hyalellidae.